Messenger RNA from Nestor notabilis (Kea), 1517 nucleotides. RefSeq names its product histone-lysine N-methyltransferase SETDB1-like. Gene Ontology annotation, molecular function: histone H3K9 methyltransferase activity. NCBI's taxonomy places the organism in Eukaryota, Metazoa, Chordata, Aves, Psittaciformes, Psittacidae. Gene Ontology annotation, biological process: negative regulation of gene expression; heterochromatin organization. The transcript is spliced from 11 exons. The record is from RefSeq and is a predicted model, not a curated record. Gene Ontology annotation, cellular component: nucleus. The annotation marks the transcript as partial.
AUGGAUUCCCAGGAGAUGAAAGAGCUGCAGCAAGAAGUGAUGGAGGAGCUGGGAAUCUCCAUGGAGGAGCUCCAGGAUAUCAUUGACAAAGAGCUGGAGAAGUACGAGUGUGUGAAGCAGAGGAAGCAGCAGCUGGAGGAGCUGGAGAAGUGUGUGAAGCAGAAGGAAGAGGAGGUGGCUCGUGUGGACAGGCUCUUCGAUGAUGCUUCCAGAGCCAUUGAUAAGUGUGAGAGCCUGGUGAAGGAUCUGUAUUCCAAACUGGGCCUCCAGUACCGGGAGAGCAGUUCCGAGGAUGAGGAUUUGGCUGCCAAAGCCAUGGAAGUGAUUGAGAUCCCGGAUGAGGACGACGACGAUGUCAUGAGCAUUGAUCCAGGCACUGGUAGUUCCCGAAUCACAAAGGAUCAGACUCUGGAAGCUGUGGCUGCAAUCAGAAAGUCUGCCCAGAAUGUACAGAAGUUCGUGGAUGCUGUGAACAAGAAAACAAGUGCUCAGGAUGCCCAGAAAGGUCAGUCUGGGGGGGAUCUGAGCCGUGAUGAAGAUCUCAACGUUGGCAUGAGGAUCCUGGGCAAGAAGAGAACCAAAACGUGGCACAAGGGGACUCUGAUCGCGAUCCAGAGCGUGGGUGCUGGCAAGAAGUACAAAGUGAAGUUUGAUAACAAAGGGAAGAGUUUGCUCUCUGGCAAUCACAUUGCUUAUGACUAUCACCCUCUGCCUGAGAAGCACUACGUUGGCAGCAGGGUUGUGGCCAAAUACAAAGAUGGGAACCAGGUUUGGCUCUAUGCUGGCAUUGUGGCUGAGACCCCAAACGUGAAGAAUAAGGACAGGUUUCUGAUCUUCUUUGAUGAUGGCUACGCUUCAUAUGUCAAGGAGUGGGAGCUGUACCCAAUCUGCAGACCCUUGAAAAAGACCUGGGAAGACAUUGAGGAUGUUUCCUGUCGGGAUUUCAUCGAGGAAUACAUCACAGCCUACCCCAACCGCCCCAUGGUGCUGCUGAAGAGUGGGCAGCUCAUCAAAACAGAGUGGGAAGGGACCUGGUGGAAAUCCCGAGUGGAAGAAGUGGAUGGCAGCCUGGUCAAGAUCCUUUUCCUGGAUGACAAGCGCUGCGAGUGGAUUUACCGGGGCUCCACACGCCUCGAGCCCAUGUUCAGCAUGAAAACCUCCACAGCCUCCACCCAGGAAAAGAAACUGAGUGGACAAGCAAGAACUCGUCCCAAUGUUGGUGCUGUGAGGAGCAAAGGGCCCGUGGUACAAUACACCCAGGAUCUAACAGGAGCUGGUACCCAGUACAAGCCUUUAGAGCAGAUGCAGGCAGCCUCACAAGCCCCACGCCCUGCUUCUCCACAGCCUGCUGAGAUGGAGUGCUCGGACAGUCAGCUGGCCCAGGCAAGGAAGCAAGUGGCCAAGAAGAGCACUUCCUUCCGUCCCAGCUCCGUGGGCUCCGGGCAGUCCUCCCCUUCUCCCCCUGUCCUCAGUGACACCGCUCUGGCGGGCAGGACCACUGCAGCCCAGCAGCAUCG